AUGCAUGGUAACGAGUUUCUGGCAAGCGUCUUGACCCUUAUCCUCCGGAAACAACUCCUAGUCGAACGGCAUCUGCGUCGGGCAGGGUCGAGUAGACUUGAAGCUACCAUAAGCUGCAGGAAUGGUGCCGCCGGGCUCAAGGGGUGCGCGCAAGUCCGCGUGUGGACGUCUAGACACCCUGUUGAGUGA
Molecule: messenger RNA, 189 nt
Organism: Alternaria burnsii
Lineage: Eukaryota; Fungi; Ascomycota; Dothideomycetes; Pleosporales; Pleosporaceae
Exons: 1
Coding region: 1-189 (62 amino acids)
Source: RefSeq, a predicted model, not a curated record